Messenger RNA from Aspergillus candidus, 763 nucleotides. RefSeq lists its product as uncharacterized. Lineage: Eukaryota; Fungi; Ascomycota; Eurotiomycetes; Eurotiales; Aspergillaceae. The coding region runs from base 451 to 759 and encodes 102 amino acids. The transcript has a single exon. The record is from RefSeq and is a predicted model, not a curated record.
CGUCGAUCCUGUGUCCCAUUUUGAUUAAUGUACCGUGGUCAUACGAGUUGGGGAAUGUGUCUAUGGGCAAGCUCACCAUAGCCAUGGCUCUUGGGAAGACAUCACCAUCAUAAUUGGACUCGCAGAAUUCAACCAAAGAUAGCUAAACGUCUCACGAUAGCGGACUUCGACCCCGGAGACAAGAUACGAAUCGCUAUUCUGGGACCAUCAGACGUACUCAUCAGACCAGAUUUUGUUUGAAGUGCAUUGGAAUGGAGAAUAUAGCGCAGAAAUCGAAAGCGAGUAUAUGUAGGUUAGCUGUCCGGCCGGUCUAUAAAUAUGUCCUCAAGCUCCCCUGAAAGUCCUUGAAAUCAUCAACAACAACUCCAUUAAUCAAUCAACCAAUAUUACCACAAACCAAAUCUCUUUAAGAGCCUUCCUCCGUCUUUCAAACCAAACCAAACCAUCAAAAUGAAGACCAACUUCCUCAUCAUCCUCGCCGCAGUCGCCGUCGGCGUCUUCGCCAACUCCGAAGCCAACCCCGAAGCCAACGUUGAAGCCAGCGUCGACGCCAACACUGAAGCCAAUAUCGAAGCCGACCUCGACUUCGAAGCUGGCUCGCAGGGAGACGGCCUCGUCAAGCGCGCAGCCUGCCACAAGCCCAGCAAGUGCGGUGUGCUAUGGGCUGGAGGUUGCGAACGUUAUUGCCUUCCUCAUAAAUUCUCCCACAUGACUAGCAGUGGCUGCCCGAUUCUUGCCAAGAGGUGUUGCUGCAAGUGAUUCG